This is a messenger RNA of Stegastes partitus (bicolor damselfish), 2697 nucleotides long. It is a transcript of the gene s1pr5a, whose product is annotated as sphingosine-1-phosphate receptor 5a. The transcript has 2 exons. Gene Ontology annotation, molecular function: sphingosine-1-phosphate receptor activity. Gene Ontology annotation, cellular component: membrane. The coding region runs from base 420 to 1619 and encodes 399 amino acids. Lineage: Eukaryota; Metazoa; Chordata; Actinopteri; Pomacentridae. Gene Ontology annotation, biological process: G protein-coupled receptor signaling pathway. The record is from RefSeq and is a predicted model, not a curated record.
AAAACUCGUUGUAGGGCACAAACGCUUUAGACCAGCCCUCAGCAUGUUCAGUCCUGCCCUCCGCUGUUCCCACAUCACACUCGCGUGUGGCUGUGGUGCGCAGUGAUCGACAGUCUGAGUCUGCGUCCUCUCCUCCGGCCGUGGAACCGUUUCGAGCAGAGUUUCAGUGGAUAUUUAAAAGUAUUUACAGGCUGGUUCUCACUGCCUCCUAGUGCGCAUCCCCGGCACUGAAAAGAAAAAGGAUUUCUGGAGGAAAAUUCUCAAACUUGACAGCACUAAAAGGAACACUUCCACCUCUUGCUACACAAGUUUUGAAGAAAGAAUGCCCAACCAGAGGACUAUAUGACACCCUGUCAGUGGAUCUUAUUUUAAAAUCAGAAAAGGCGAAAAAAAAAAAGAAACUCUGGGAAGAACCACCGAUGGCCACUGAGUCUUCCCAUGCUGCCUAUGCUGCUGUAGCCCCCUCUGCCAACCCAAUGUCUCCCUCCACAGGAAUGCUUCGGAUGUUUCGUGAGUACCAGAGCAACGCAGUCAUUAUAGAGCACUAUAACUACACCGGCAAGCUGAAAGAGAGCAAGUACACGGAGGGAAUCAAACCGGAGGCCAUAGCCUUCUUGCUCGUGUGUCUGCUUAUUGUUGCUGAAAAUGCUGUCGUGCUUCUGGCCAUCUGGAAGAAUAAGAAAUUCCAUAUGCCCAUGUACUAUUUACUGGGCAAUCUGACUCUCUCUGACCUGCUGGCAGGUUUCACUUACAUGGUAAACCUCAUGACGUCCGGUGCCAACACGUUAAGCAUGACCCCGGUGCUGUACUUCUUGAGGGAGGGGGGUGUGUUCAUCAUGCUGGCUGCCUCUGUCAUCAGCCUGCUGGCCAUCGCCAUAGAGCGCCAUGUCACCAUGGUGAGGAUGAAGCCGUACCAGGGGGACAAACAAGGCCGGAUGUUUGCUCUGAUCGGAGCGAGCUGGGUUCUGUCUGUGUUCCUGGGCGUCCUGCCUGUCCUGGGCUGGAACUGUAUGGGCCGGCUGGAGCAGUGCUCCACCGUCCUGCCGCUCUACGCCAAGAGUUACAUCCUCUUCUGCAUCACCAUCUUCAGCGCCAUCCUCAUGUCCAUCGUCGUGCUGUACGUCCGCAUCUUCCGCAUCGUCAAGUCCAACACGCAGCGCCUCGCAACGGUCCCGCAGCGGAAAGGCCUUUACCGGAAGUCCCAGAAGUACAUGGCCCUGCUGAAGACGGUCACCAUCGUCCUGGGAGUCUUCAUCGCCUGUUGGCUGCCCCUCUUCAUCCUCCUGCUGCUGGACUUCUUCUGUCAGGCCAAGUCCUGCGACGUGCUCAAGAAGGCGGACUAUUUCCUGGGCAUCGCCAUGUUCAACUCCCUUCUGAACCCCAUCAUCUACACUCUGACCAGCAAGGACAUGAGGAGGGCCAUCCUCAGGCUGCUCUGCCGCCACUGUCUCCUGACAAAAGACGGACAAGUGAAGAAGAUCGGGAUGCCCUUCCUGGAGUGCAGCACCAGCAAGACGGACGCGGCCUCUCACAGACUGGAGGGACUGGAGACGACGGUGUCCUCCGGUAACUUCACGCCCACCAUCAAAUCCAUUUACCCCCGGAUGUCUAAAACAUGACACAGCGGCUGAUUGUGACUGAGAGGAAGCAUUCAGACUGGUCCAGUGCUUUUCUCUUUAACUGAACUGCAUUAUCAAGCAGAUAUGGAGCUGAAGUUCUGUGUUGCACUCAGACGUCCAACAUGGGAGAAAGACUUUAUAGGUUAAGCAUUCACUUGUUUUAAAAAUUUCUGUGAAUCUUUCCUGUAAAACCAAAAUAUUAACGCCAGAACAGUAGCUGAAGGUUUCCUGUGAAAAAUUAGCAUUACAGUUACGACUCUUAAAGGCCAGUAUUUGUCAGAAGAUGUUCCUUCCGGAGAGAGAAAAAAAUCUUAUCAGUGUUUGUAGAGGAAUCAAAGACUGUGUGCAGAUGUUUCCCAUAAAUACAUCGUCUGAUAAAAAGGGGGGCUAAAGCUAAACAUGAGAGUCAUCCUUAUCUCCUCUGCCUGUGUAGCGUAUAUAAUGACAUGUUGUCACAAACACAGAGCAUCCACACCCAGAAUCUGCUGCCAAAACCAUGUAAUUUCUGCCAUGUGAGUUUUGGUCAGCAGUGAGUAGAGGUCCCCCCCCCACCACCGCUCGACCGACAUCAGAGGCUCGGAGACACACCAGAGACGUCAUACUGGGUGGUUUGCAGCUUUGGAGGUCCCUUCUCGACAUAUGUAGCGACACAUGAUGAAUGCCUAAAAGCAAUAAAAGCUGACAGUGGAGGCUUGUUGACGCCUCCUCGGUUUUAACAGACCGGGAAUAUCGCAGCGAAAUUACAGCCUGCGUGCACCGACGACGGCCUUUAGAACUUUCUCUUUGGAGUGAGCUCAUCUUGAUACCGUGAAAUGAUACUAAUCUGUUCUCCUCGUGAGUUUCUCACCGACCCCGGAACAACUUGUAUUGUGAGAUUAAAAAAAAAAAAAAAAAAAGCUUUCUUAAUAUUGUACAAAAAUGUAAAGAGGAAAUAAUUAUAUUUGCUGAUUUUUGUUUUUGUGUAAAUAUCUAUACACUCCGUGAGCUGCAUUUUUGUUGUUGUUGUUGUAAAAUCCUCACUUAAGUUAUGACGCCAGUUUUAUAUGUGCACUGAAUAAAGAGAUGUGAAUGAUUUUUA